Molecule: messenger RNA, 540 nt
Organism: Ctenocephalides felis (cat flea)
Lineage: Eukaryota; Metazoa; Arthropoda; Insecta; Siphonaptera; Pulicidae
Product: calmodulin-beta-like
Exons: 4
Coding region: 1-540 (179 amino acids)
Molecular function (GO): enzyme regulator activity; calcium ion binding
Source: RefSeq, a predicted model, not a curated record
AUGUCUGCUCCUAAAUCAGGAUUAAAGUUGACUUCUCAGCAAAAACAACAAUUCAGAUCGGCAUUCGCAGUCUUUGAUAAAGAUGGUGAUGGUACAAUUACGGCCAGGGAAUUGGGCGAGGUUAUGCGAUCUCUUGGACAAAAUCCUACUGAAGCCGAUCUUAUAGAUAUGAUUAAUGAUAUUGAUAGGGAUAAAAACGGCAUCAUUGAUUUUGAGGAAUUUUGUUUCAUGAUGACAAAAAUGCUCGAAUCAAAAGACGUUGCUGAGGAUUUGCGAGCGGCUUUCAAAGUUUUUGAUCGUGACGGUAACGGAUUUAUUGAUGCCUCGGAACUUCGAUAUAUCAUGACUAACUUAGGCGAAAGAUUGACAGACGAUGAGGUCGAUAUGAUGAUGCGUGAAGCGGACUUAAAUGGUGACGGAGUCAUCGACUAUGAAGAAUUCGUGAAGAUGAUGACUCGCGGCAAUUCAGGUCCCAGCCAUUCAUUAUCACAUGAAAGUCAACAAAAAUCCAAAUCUCAGACUGGAAAAAGGAAACGAUAA